Molecule: messenger RNA, 2814 nt
Organism: Boleophthalmus pectinirostris (great blue-spotted mudskipper)
Lineage: Eukaryota; Metazoa; Chordata; Actinopteri; Gobiiformes; Gobiidae
Gene: casr
Product: calcium-sensing receptor
Exons: 6
Coding region: 1-2814 (937 amino acids)
Biological process (GO): G protein-coupled receptor signaling pathway; detection of calcium ion; intracellular calcium ion homeostasis
Cellular component (GO): membrane
Molecular function (GO): calcium ion binding; G protein-coupled receptor activity
Source: RefSeq, a predicted model, not a curated record
AUGAGACUGGUCCUGUACUUUCUGACACUGCUGAGUUCCACUUGUGUCAUUUCAACAUAUGGACCACAUCAAAGAGCUCAGAUGACAGGGGACAUUCUCCUUGGUGGACUAUUCCCAAUACAUUUUGGGGUCACAUCCAAAGACCAAGACCUAGCAGCUCGGCCCCAGUCUACACAAUGUGUCAGGUUUAAUUUCCGGGGUUUCCGCUGGCUCCAGGCCAUGAUUUUUGCGAUUGAAGAGAUAAACAACAGUAGCACCCUACUGCCCAACAUCACACUGGGAUACAGAAUCUUUGAUACUUGCAACACAGUGUCUAAAGCUUUGGAGGCAACUUUAAGCUUUGUAGCGCAGAACAAGAUCGACUCCCUCAAUCUAGAUGAAUUCUGUAACUGUACAGACCACAUACCAUCGACCAUUGCAGUAGUGGGAGCGGCAGGGUCAGCUGUUUCCACUGCAGUUGCCAACCUUCUAGGCCUGUUUUAUAUUCCCCAGAUCAGUUAUGCCUCCUCCAGCCGUUUGUUGAGUAACAAGAACCAGUACAAGUCUUUCAUGCGUACCAUUCCCAAUGACGAGUACCAGGCCACAGCCAUGGCUGACAUCAUCGAGCAUUUUGACUGGAACUGGGUCAUUGCUGUGGCCUCAGAUGAUGACUAUGGACGCCCGGGCAUUGAGAAGUUUGAGAAGGAGAUGGAGGAGAGGGACAUCUGCAUACACCUGAACGAACUCAUAUCACAGUAUUUUGAGGAACAUGAGAUCAAAGCUCUGGCGGACAGGAUAGAGAACUCCACAGCUAAAGUGAUUGUUGUAUUUGCCAGUGGGCCAGACAUUGAACCUUUAAUUAAAGAAAUGGUGAGAAGGAACAUUACAGACAGGAUUUGGUUGGCCAGUGAGGCAUGGGCGAGCUCCUCUCUCAUCGCAAAACAGGAGUACCUAAAUGUAGUAGCAGGAACUAUUGGAUUUGUCCUGAAAGCAGGGGCCAUUCCAGGAUUCAAAGAAUUCUUACAACAUGUGCAACCAAGGAAGGACAGUCACAAUGAGUUUGUGAGGGAGUUCUGGGAGGAGACGUUUAACUGUUACCUGGAGGACAGCCCCAGACUGCAGGAGAGUGACAAUGACAGCACCAGCUUUAGGCCUCUGUGCACUGGGGACGAGGACAUCACACAUGUGGAGACGCCAUACUUGGACUUCACUCACCUCCGCAUCUCUUACAAUGUGUAUGUGGCAGUCUACUCCAUAGCACAAGCCUUACAGGACAUCCUCACCUGCACACCUGGACAGGGGCUUUUUGCCAAUAAUUCAUGUGCAGAUAUUAAGAAAAUUGAAGCAUGGCAGGUGCUUAAACAACUGAGACAUCUGAAUUACACCAACAGUGUGGGGGACAAAGUGCACUUUGAUGAAAACACAGACUUAGCUGCAAACUAUACCAUUAUAAACUGGCACCGGUCAGCAGAAGAUAACUCAGUUCUGUUUGAGGAGGUGGGCUAUUACAAUGUGCAUGCUAAAAAAGGAGCCAAAUUGUUCAUCAACAAGGCAAAAAUUUUGUGGAAUGGACACAGUUCUGAGGUGCCGUUUUCAAACUGCAGUGAGGACUGUGAACCUGGCACAAGGAAGGGCAUUAUUGACAGCAUGCCUACCUGCUGCUUUGAAUGCACUGAAUGCUCAGACGGAGAGUACAGCAAUCAGAGAGAUGCCAGUGUUUGCACAAAGUGUCCCAAUAAUUCCUGGUCCACCGGUAACCAUACAUUCUGUUUCUUAAAGGAAAUUGAGUUCCUGUCUUGGACUGAGCCCUUUGGAAUAGCCUUGACUAUAUGUGCAGUUUUAGGCAUCGUCCUGACAACCUUUGUCCUGGGAGUGUUUGUCAAAUACAGAAACACUCCAAUAGUGAAGGCUACAAAUCGAGAGCUGUCCUAUGUCCUGCUCUUCUCUCUAAUCUGCUGCUUCUCUAGCAGUCUCAUCUUCAUUGGGGAGCCUCAGGACUGGACCUGUCGCUUACGCCAGCCUGCCUUUGGCAUCAGUUUUGUCCUUUGUAUUUCUUGCAUUCUGGUCAAAACCAACAGAGUGCUUCUGGUUUUUGAAGCUAAGAUCCCCACAAGCCUCCAUCGGAAAUGGUGGGGCCUGAACCUGCAGUUUCUGCUGGUGUUUCUCUUCACCUUUGUCCAGGUGAUGAUCUGUGUGGUGUGGCUGUACAAUGCGCCUCCAUCCAGCUACAGAAACCAUGACAUCGAUGAGAUUAUUUUCAUCACUUGUAACGAAGGCUCCAUGAUGGCUCUGGGCUUUCUCAUUGGUUAUACCUGUUUCUUGGCUGCCAUCUGCUUCUUCUUUGCCUUCAAGUCACGCAAACUUCCUGAAAACUUCACAGAGGCCAAGUUCAUCACAUUUAGCAUGCUGAUCUUCUUCAUAGUUUGGAUCUCCUUCAUUCCUGCCUACUUCAGCACUUACGGCAAGUUUGUAUCGGCUGUGGAGGUCAUUGCUAUUCUGGCAUCCAGCUUCGGACUGUUGGUCUGUAUUUUCUUCACUAAAGUCUACAUCAUCCUUUUCAAACCCUCCAGAAACACCAUUGAAGAGGUCCGGUGCAGGACCGCAGCCCAUGCGUUUAAGGUGGCAGCAAAAGCUACCCUAAAACAUGGAGCUGUUUCUCAAAAAAAGUCCAACAGCAUUGGGGGGUCAUCCACGCCGUCUCCCUCCUCCUCCAUCAGCCUCAAAACCAAUGGGCGCGACAGUGAGCCCAGCUCCAGGCCCAGAGUGAGCCUGGGCAGCGGGACAGUCACUCUGUCUCUGAGCUUCGAGGAGUCACGCAGGAGCUCUAUCAUGUAA